AAAGUCAGGUGCUUUGGCGUUGAGCGAGUUUAAUGGAAUUCGCCCCUCCUCGCGUCAAAGCGUGUCCCCAAUCCAAGAGACCCCAAUCCGAAUUCCUGCACCGCCAAGUUCGCUUUCUCUUCUUCUCUUGAAUUACGGCACGGGCUAUCGGUUUAAUCCUCCAGGAUGUCUCGACAAAAUCGGCAACAGCGCCGUAUCGUCGGCCCGCAAUCAGCUCUGACGGACUUUCUAGCGUCACACAACAUAUCUGCAAAUCAGAUCCGCUUGGACGCCGAAGCCCGGCGGAGAGCGGCGCAGAUUGACGACCAGCAAGGUGACGCGAAUACCCACAGCAACGGACAGUCUUCGGCUGCUUCCCCAGCUGCGUCUCCAGCGGUCGAUGCCAGCCCUGCACAGACCACCCGCGCAAGACGCAGCGCAGGGACGAGUCGGCGGGAGGAGGAGGCGCGGAAGAAGGAGCAGAAGGCUAUUGACAAGAUCAAAGCCAGCAAGAAGUUCCAGAAACGCAAGCGUGGACUCGCAGACUCCGAGGACGAGGAUGAUCUCGCCCGGCUGUUAAUGCAACGCUCCGCUCCGCUCCCCGGUCAGAUGGAAAAUUGUGAACUGUGCGGGACGCGAUUCACCGUCACCCCCUAUACCAGAAAUGGACCUAACGGCGGAUUGCUCUGCAAUCCAUGCGGCAAGGAACUUGCGAAAGAUGACGCGGCAGCGAAGAAGAAGGUGAAACGAGCGAGCGGCGGCGCGGUUGGCAAUCGCCGUCAGGUCCAGAGCAAAAUCUUGGACGGCACGUAUUCACUCGGCGCGAAGAGUCUGAUGACUCUCUGCAUUGAGACUCUUGCGAAGAACAUUGACCUCGCCGAAGACUUGGGCGAUUUGCCUCCGCAGAUUAUCGACAAGAUCGCCCGCAAGUUGUCCAAGCACCGUCUCCUUAACCCCACAACGCUCAGCCUGUUCUUGCAGCCAACGGCGGAGGAGGUCUGCGUAUACGAUGGUGCAAAGCUCGGAUCCGAUGACUUCAUCCGCAUCUUCCAAACCGUACCGGGUCUGAAGAAGCUGAAGAUCCGUAACGGGAUCCACUUCAGAGACGAGGUCCUGGACUACCUAAUCUCGCGCCACAUCCGGCUGGAGGAGUUCUACAUCCACGGGGCGAAUCUGCUGUCGGAAUCGAAGUGGAAGGAGUUUCUGCAACACAAGGGCGAUUCCCUCCGUUCUCUAUGUGUGUAUUGGACAGACAAGCACUUUGGCAAUGAGGUGCUUUCACUGCUCCAAACCACCUGCCCUUCCCUGACCCGGCUCAAGGUCUGCCACAAUCAGCAAGUCACGGACGUUGGCGUCGCCGCCCUCGGCAAUCUCAAAUCCCUUCGUCACCUCAGCCUCGACCUGCGCAACGAGAUCCACCCGGAUGUAUAUGUUGACCUCCUCAGCAAGAUCGGUGCCAACCUCGAAACCCUCUCGCUCGCCCGCGUGCACGGCGCCGACAACACUGUCCUGGACGCCAUCCACAGGCACUGCCGCUCGCUCGCCAAGCUGCGCAUCACCGACAGCGAGGAGAUGACGGACGCGGGCUUCGUGCGCCUGUUCAAGGACUGGGCCAACCCGGGGCUCGUCUUCGCCGACCUGCAGAAGUGCCGCCAGCUCGAUUCGGCCCACCCCCGGGAGAACCCGGACGGCAUCGGCUUAUGCUCCGGCGGCUUCCGCGCGCUGAUGGAGCAUUCGGGCAAGACACUCAAGCAUCUCAACGUGCACGGCUGCAGGCACAUUGAGGCGGCUGCGUUCGAGGAGGUGUUUGCGCCUGGGAAAGUCUACGACGCCAUGACGAAACUGGAGAUCAGCUUCUGCGAGGAGGUCACUGAUUUCGUGGUCGGCAGCAUCUUCAGGAGCUGUCCGAACUUGCGCGAGCUGAAUGUGUUUGGAUGUAUGAAGGUCAAGGACGUGCGGGUGCCGCGGGGGAAGAUCCUCGUUGGCGUGCCCAACGCAAAAGGGAUGGUUAUCGAGGGUGAUGAUGACGGCGAGGAGUAAGUUGGUGGGUGGGACAGGCAACAAGUCAAUGGAGGUAUGCAGUUUUUUUGAUGGUUUCUUGUGUGUAGUUUUGCAUGACCCGUGACGACCCUCUGAGCCGCACUUCUACGGUGUCUGGAGGAACGGGCACAGGGAUCCGGUCGCCAUGUUGUCAUGACUGGGUUUGCGGUUGGCACAUGGGUGGCUUUACAUGAUUUGGAGUCAGUUGUCAUGAGGGGACGGCUUCGUCGUCUAGGGACUCCUGCUGUUCUGUUCUUGACGGAAGAUACUCUCCCAAACGCAAUCUUCGAGCUAGGUCUGCUCUGGUGUUCACUGCGUUCUGGCAACGUACCCAAUACAACUACUGUACACGACCUGCCAGUCUACCAUCUCCGGUUACCUCGGCCUCAUGAGCCAUUUCACGGGCCUCGGUCGUUUCUAAGUGAGAGAAUGAGUACCCGUCGAGCAAAUCGAGAGUGGGCGAGAUUGAGUCAUCGAGGGGUAGGCAUGCAGGAGCUUGUGGCGUGAAUGUCUCCGUCAUGAUUGCCAGUCACCUCCCCCCC
Molecule: messenger RNA, 2561 nt
Organism: Thermothielavioides terrestris NRRL 8126
Lineage: Eukaryota; Fungi; Ascomycota; Sordariomycetes; Sordariales; Chaetomiaceae
Exons: 4
Coding region: 166-2019 (617 amino acids)
Biological process (GO): regulation of DNA-templated transcription; SCF-dependent proteasomal ubiquitin-dependent protein catabolic process
Cellular component (GO): SCF ubiquitin ligase complex
Molecular function (GO): protein binding; zinc ion binding
Source: RefSeq, a predicted model, not a curated record